Molecule: messenger RNA, 1791 nt
Organism: Cricetulus griseus (Chinese hamster)
Lineage: Eukaryota; Metazoa; Chordata; Mammalia; Rodentia; Cricetidae
Source: RefSeq, a predicted model, not a curated record
UCAUUCAUGGUUUUUUUCAUGGUUUUUCUUUUUUCCCCCACUCGAGAUGCAACAUCAUUCUUUGAUAGUAAAGGAUUGAGCGCCGAAGCACCCACAGUCGGAGGAGGAAAAGGGUGACUGACCACUAGGCUUCACGCUGGGCCAUAAGUGCUGCACCAGCAGUCUGUCAGGCGCCAGGCCAGCACGCAGUGCGGGUCUAUAUUCGUCUCCUGGACACUCUCAUCGCCCUUCUCUGGCCAAGAGAGGGUAGGGUGGAGUGGUGCCGACAUGGCCGUUAUAAGGACCCUGAGAGGUGAAAGCGCUCGCCUUCUUUGGCGGAGUGGUGUCAACUUUAGACCACAGAGCUUGCUCAGCAUCACUGAUUCCUUCCCCCAAUUGCGUGGCCUGCACUGCUUGCCUCCGAUCAUGGCCAUGCAAAAAAUCUUUGCUCGAGAAAUCCUGGACUCCAGGGGCAACCCCACCGUGGAGGUGGACCUACACACAGCCAAGGGUCGAUUCCGAGCAGCUGUGCCCAGUGGAGCUUCCACAGGUAUCUAUGAAGCACUGGAGCUAAGAGAUGGAGACAAAUCUCGAUACCUGGGGAAAGGAGUGCUGAAGGCUGUGGAGCAUAUCAACAAGACUCUAGGGCCAGCUCUGCUGGAAAAGAAACUAAGUGUUGUGGAUCAAGAAAAAGUUGACAAGUUUAUGAUUGAGCUGGACGGGACAGAGAAUAAGUCCAAGUUUGGGGCCAAUGCUAUCCUGGGUGUGUCCUUGGCUGUUUGUAAGGCAGGAGCAGCUGAGAAAGGGGUCCCUCUCUACCGACACAUCGCAGAUCUUGCAGGGAACCCUGAUCUCGUACUUCCUGUGCCUGCCUUCAAAGUGAUCAAUGGGGGCUCUCAUGCUGGAAACAAGCUAGCCAUGCAGGAGUUCAUGAUUCUGCCAGUGGGAGCCAGCUCAUUCAAGGAAGCCAUGCGCAUUGGUGCCGAGGUGUACCACCACCUCAAGGGGGUCAUCAAGGCCAAGUAUGGGAAGGACGCCACCAAUGUGGGAGACGAGGGAGGCUUUGCACCCAACAUCCUGGAGAACAAUGAGGCCCUGGAGCUGCUGAAGACAGCCAUUCAGGCAGCUGGUUACCCAGACAAGGUGGUAAUUGGCAUGGAUGUGGCGGCAUCUGAAUUCUAUCGCAAUGGGAAGUAUGAUCUGGACUUCAAGUCACCUGACGACCCUGCACGGCACAUCAGUGGGGAGAAGCUUGGGGAGCUGUACAAGAACUUCAUCAAGAACUAUCCUGUGGUCUCCAUUGAAGACCCCUUUGACCAGGAUGACUGGGCCACGUGGACCUCAUUCCUCUCCGGAGUGGACAUCCAGAUUGUGGGAGAUGACCUUACAGUCACCAACCCCAAGAGGAUCGCUCAGGCUGUUGAGAAGAAGGCCUGCAAUUGCCUGCUACUGAAGGUCAAUCAGAUUGGCUCAGUGACAGAAUCCAUCCAGGCCUGCAAACUGGCACAAUCUAAUGGCUGGGGGGUGAUGGUGAGCCACCGCUCUGGGGAGACUGAAGACACUUUCAUUGCUGACCUCGUGGUGGGACUCUGCACAGGACAGAUCAAGACUGGUGCCCCGUGCCGUUCAGAGCGUCUGGCCAAAUACAACCAGCUUAUGAGGAUUGAGGAGGCUCUUGGAGACAAAGCUGUCUUUGCUGGACGAAAGUUCCGUAAUCCAAAGGCCAAAUGAGAAGCUGAAGGCUCCAGGACUCCAAAGAACAGAACCAGGCCUUCAAGACCUUCUCCCUGAAAUAAACACUGCCAAACGAGA